GGCUAUUCAAUUCAAUCGCAGCAGGUUUGGCCUGCUUGUUUGCCAAUAUCUGAUGUGGGAUACAUUGCCUUUUUAUCCAUGCAGUAGCCGAUCGACAACAAAUCAUUCACAGGCAAUCAACGAAUCCAAGGCUUCUUCCAUGGCAAUAGAUGAUCCAUCAAUGGCAGAAGAAGGCUACAUUGACCUGGAAUUCAAAUCUUCUUCGCUGAUCGAAUUCCAAUUCCAAAUGAAUUCCAAUCUACACAAGGCAUCCCCUGCCGACGAGCUCUUCUACAAGGGCAAGCUACUUCCUCUCCGCCUGAUACACGAUCAGAUUGAGGAGAAGAAGGCCACGAGAACCCCCAGAGCAAGCGCCGGCUCAACCCCGUAUAUGUCGUGCAAUGCCUCCCCAGCCGCCGCCGCCGCUUGCUUCGUCGGCGGAGAGAUCGGCCUCGAGGACUUCUUCUUCCAUGACUGCCGGCAGGAAGAGCUCAUCCGACCGCAGUCCAAGAGGUCGUGGAGCCAGAAGCUCAAGUACAUUAAAGAAGCUGCCGCAUUAGUUUCCAAAGCAUAUCUCAAGUCUCUGCUCCACAAAUCUUGGCUCUCUAAAGUCAAGGAGGGCUCGAAGAGAAAAGGGAAAGCCACGGAAAAACAGGAGCAGGAUCACAGGCGGUCCUUUUCCAGUUCGAGUAUCUGGCAAUCGCCGAGCAAGUCUUGGAGCUCCUCAUCGCGCAACUGGUCCGAGUCCUCCUCGUCCUUCUCGAGCGUGAAUUCGGCGGUGCUGAAGAGGAGCAGCAGCGUGAACUCCGACGCGGAGACGUCGAUCAAGGGAGCAAUUGCGCACUGCAAGAAGUCUCAACAGAAGGAUUCCUCGAGGAAGAGCUCGAGCGAUGUUGGAUUUUGUUUGCUUAACGUCGCAAAGAUUGCGCCGGAUGGAUUGUGAAGAACGUGAAUGAUCUAGCUAGGACGCAAUAAAAUGAACGUGAGAAAAUACUGGAAUUGCACUAUGACUUUGUGUGUCUGUCUGUUUUGAAAUCAAAACAGAUUUACAAUAAUCUUAAGGAUUUCGAACUUUAGUCAUUGAAAUAUUGAAUUACGGAGUGUAGCUAGUUUCCAUCUGAUUCAAGGUAGUUGCUCAAUAUCGAAGAAAGUGUUUGAUAUG
This is a messenger RNA of Zingiber officinale, 1141 nucleotides long. Its product is annotated as probable membrane-associated kinase regulator 4. The transcript has 2 exons. Gene Ontology annotation, cellular component: plasma membrane. The coding region runs from base 53 to 922 and encodes 289 amino acids. The record is from RefSeq and is a predicted model, not a curated record. Gene Ontology annotation, molecular function: kinase inhibitor activity. Lineage: Eukaryota; Viridiplantae; Streptophyta; Magnoliopsida; Zingiberales; Zingiberaceae.